Panthera uncia (snow leopard) is the source of this 2166-nucleotide messenger RNA. RefSeq names its product calpain 14 (gene CAPN14). Bases 1 to 2166 code for a protein of 721 amino acids. Lineage: Eukaryota; Metazoa; Chordata; Mammalia; Carnivora; Felidae. The transcript is spliced from 20 exons. Gene Ontology annotation, cellular component: cytoplasm. Gene Ontology annotation, molecular function: calcium-dependent cysteine-type endopeptidase activity; calcium ion binding. Gene Ontology annotation, biological process: proteolysis. The record is from RefSeq and is a predicted model, not a curated record.
AUGUCUCUGUGUCUGUCUUUCCGAGGCAGAUGGAAGAUGGGGCAGAAGAACUCACUGGGGGGCUCCUCGCAGCUCCCCAAGCAGGACUACAAGGCCCUGAGGGAAAGGUGCCUGAUGGAAGGCCGCCUCUUUGAAGAUGACAGCUUCCCGGCCAGCCUGUGCUCUGUGGGCAGCGGGCCCCUAUUGCGGAAGCUGCCGCCCGGCCUGCAGUGGAGGAGGCCUCCGGAGCUGCACAGCAAUCCCCAGUUCUAUUCUGCUGACACCAAAAGGCUGGACCUGUGCCAGGGAGUGGUAGGUGACUGCUGGUUCUUGGCUGCUUUGCAAGCUCUGACUUUGCAUCAGGACAUCCUGAGCCGUGUCGUUCCCCUGAAUCAGAAUUUCACUGAGAACUAUGCCGGCAUUUUCCAGUUCUGGUUCUGGCACUUUGGGAAGUGGGUUCCUGUGGUAAUAGAUGACCGACUUCCUGUGAAUACAGCUGGCCAGCUGGUCUUUGUCUCUUCCACUUACAAAAACGUGUUCUGGGGAGCUCUUCUGGAAAAGGCCUAUGCUAAGCUGUCUGGCUCCUAUGAAGACUUGCAGCGUGGACAGGUGUCUGAAGCACUUGUGGACUUCACUGGAGGGGUGACAAUGACCAUCAAGCCGGCAGAGGCCCCUGGCAACCUCUGGGACAUCCUCACCUGGGCCACCUACAGCAGAACCCUCAUUGGCUGCCAGACACACUCAGGGAAAGAGAGGGUGCUGGAGAAUGGGCUGGUGGGAGGCCAUGCCUAUACCCUCACAGGAAUCAGAAAGGUGACCUGCAGACACGGACCAGAAUAUCUAGUCAAGCUGCGGAACCCCUGGGGCAAAGUGGAAUGGAAAGGGGACUGGAGUGACAGCUCAGGUAUGUGGGAGCUACUGAGCCCCAAGGAGAAGAUUCUGCUCCUGAGGAAAAGCAAUGAUGGAGAAUUCUGGAUGACACUGAAGGACUUUAAAACACAUUUCAUGCUUCUGGUCAUCUGUAAACUGACCCCGGGCCUGCUGAGUCAGGAUGUGGGCCAGAAGUGGACAUACACCAUGCGGGAGGGAAGAUGGGAAAAGGGGAUCACGGCCGGUGGCCCGAUGAAGUCACCCCGAGACACAUUCUGGAAGAACCCGCAGUUCCUGCUGUCUGUCUGGAGCCUUCAGGAGGGCAGGAGGUUCCCGAUGUCCUGCAGUGUGCUGGUGUCCCUGCUGCAGAAGCCCAGGCACAGGCACCGCAACUGGAAGCCUCACCUGGCCAUUGGCUUCUACCUCUUUAGGGUAGGUGGGCCUUGGGGGCAUGUGGCCUCGCAGGGCGUCUCCCACCACUUGUCAUCCUUUCUUCCAUUUCCCGACUUCCUCCCCAUCUGCCUCUGUCUACAAACAGACCUGGGUCACUGUGGUGACCAGAGGAGACUGCCCUCUGAGUUUUUCUGGAAAAAUGCCCCCAUAAGAUGGCCUGAAGCAUUUCUCACAGAGAAAGAAGUGAGUCAGGAAUUGCAGCUGGAGCCAGGGACAUACCUCGUUGUGCCCUGCACAUCCAAGGCUGGCCAGGAAGCAGAGUUUGUCCUGAGAGUAUUCUCCAGGAAGCACAUCUUUCAUGAAAUUGGAUGCAAUUCCAGUGCUGUCCUCUCUAAGGAAAUAGCAGACGAAAAUGAAGGGCAGGAUGAAUUCUUCACUAAACUCUUUGAAAAGUAUCCAGAAAUAAACGCAGUGCAGCUGCAGAAGGUCCUGAACCACAUGACCUGGUCAAGUCUGGGGAGUGCCCAGCCUUUCUUCAGCCUGGACGCCUGCCAGGGGAUCCUGGCCCUACUGGAUCUUAAUGCGUCGGGUACCGUGAGCAUCCAGGAGUUCAGGGACCUGUGGAAGCAGCUGAUGCUGUGUCAGGAGGUUUUCCACAAGCACGACAGCAGUCACUCAGGAUACCUGAACAGGACCCAGCUGCAGGCUGCCAUGAGGGAUGCAGGAAUCAUGCUCAGCAAUGACGUCUGCCAGCUGAUGCUUAUCCGCUAUGGCGGCCCCAACCUCCAGAUGGACUUCGUCAGCUUCGUCCACUUGAUGCUGCGUGCAGAGAACAUGGAGGAUGCCUUUCAGAACUUAACCCAAGAUGGCAAAGGGAUCUACCUCCAGAAGCCAGAGUGGCUGAUGAUGACUCUGUACUCCUGA